UACAUGUCCCACUCAUGUCCCAUUCAUGUCCCAUCCCAUCUCCAUCCAUAUCUCGUCCAUGUCCCAUACGUGUCUCAAUCAUGUCCCACCCCUUCUCCAUCCUUGUCCCACCCAUGUCCUAUCCUUGCUCCAUCCAUGUCCAUCCAUCUCUCAUCUGUGUCCCAUUCAUGCUCCAUUUGUGUCCCAUUCAUGUCCUGUCCCUCCUCCAUCCAUAUCCCAUAUUGCUCCAUCCAUGUCCCACCUAUGUUUCAUCCAUGUCCCAUCCAUAUCCCACCUGCUUCACCCACGUCCCAUCCCUGCUCCGUUCAUACCCGAUAUUUCUCCAUCCAUGUCCUGUCUCUCCUCCUUCAACCAGGGGACGCCCACAGCAGCGAGGACAGCCCCUAUCCCCGGACACAAGCUGUGCAGAACCCCUGGGGUCAGGAUUAAGCACUGCAGGAGCAAACUGGAGCCUCACGAUGCUCAGGUUGGGGUUCUCCUCAGUGGGUCUUAAGGACUGUUCGUGCUCUUCCUUGCAGCAAAGCCAUGGAGCUGAGGCUGCAGGCUGGGACCACCUUGGAUCCCAUGCACCCCGAGUGGGUUAACCCCCUGAAUAAUCACUGUUAUUCCUGCUAUGAGCUGGUGCUGUGGGCUGUGCUCGGGCCACGUCCUCUGCCCCAGCUGGUGCUGGGCAGCCCCGGGAGCGUGUAACUACUUAUAAAGCGAGUUUGGUGCUGGCCAUUUCCUCUUCUCACGGAGUGGUGGGUUAAGGGCCUCUGGCACAUGAUGCACUUCAGAAGAAAACUGUAAAUCGAUGUUCUAAGUCCUUCAUCAACUCCACGGCGCUCGUCAGCGGAGCGUUCAGCGGCGCUUUGAAUACUUUCCACUCGAGAAAGAAGAAUUAUUCACCCAAGAAAACAGGAAACACAUGGCCCACAGCAGUGCCUCUGAUUUGAGUACACCUGUUCUCAUAAUGAGCCCGGCAGCAGAUAUUAACUCCACUCCGGCAGCAGCUCCGUGAACUGAGGCAUGGGCUGCAGUGCAUCGCUCUGGCUGCUCAUGUCUUGUUGCUGGAUUUGGGGCACGGGCCGUGGGACGAUGGAGACGGUGCUUGGCACCCUGGGGAAGGCAACAAUCCUGGCGAUCCCCCCUGAACUCCAGAAGCUCACCCAGCGCUUUGGGACAGCCACGUGGAAGCGGAGCACGGAAAACCCGCUAAGCAAGGAAAUCCUGUUAACGUACUACAAUGGCAGCCACAUCAACUACAAGACGGAACAGAACCACUUCCACCCAUCCAACUUCUCGCUGGAGAUCCUCAGCACCCAGCGGCAGGACCAGCAGCUCUACGAGUACUCCAUCACCAUGGAAGCGACGGAGAGAAACUGGCACAUCCAGCUGAAGGUGUAUGAACCCGUGUCCGAUCCCGUCAUCCACAUCCUCGGCUGGACGCUGGCCAACGACAGCUGCACCGUCACCCUCAACUGCACGGCGGCGCGAGGGGACAACGUGUCCUACAGCUGGGCCAGCACCGAGGCCGGCACCUCGUCGCCCUGCGCCCACAACGGCAGCCUCCUGCAGCUCUCCUACAACCCGGCCAACAGCAGCCUGCCCUGCGCCUGCACCGCCAGCAACCCCGUCAGCCGCCGCACCGCAGCCUUCCACUCCUCCGUCUGCAGCGCCGAGCAGCGGGGCAGCACGAGGACGGGGAUGCUGCUGGGGGUGGUGCUGCCCAUAGUGAUCCUGACCAUGCUCACCGUGGCCUCUGCUGCAGCCUACGUGGCUGCAAACAAGAGACGCUCUCGGGAGCACCCGCCGCCCGCUGAGGACAGCGCCAUGCACACCAUCUACGCCCAGGUGCAGAGGGUGGAGAAGCAGAAGUCCCCCUGCAGCCCCCCGGGCACCGAGCACUCCAUCUGCACCACCAUUUACGCCGCAGCCACCGGCGCAUCCCAGCCCCCCCACAGCCCACAGAACCCCGACACGGAGCCCAUGACGGUUUACGCCAGCGUGAUGCUGCCCAUCAGCUGAGCCUCCCCGCGGGGCAGGAGCCGGCUCCGCCACCGCACCCUGCGUCCAGACCCCGCGCAUCCCUGCAGGGGACCCCGCGCAUCCCUGCAGGGGACCCCGCGCAUCCCUGCGGAAACGGGGCACGCCGCUCCCGGCCCCAAAGCCUCGCGCUGAGGAUCGCCGGAGCCAAGAACGCGGCCAAAGCAAGGCGAGAAAAAGUCGGUAAAGGGAGCAGCGCGGGGACGGGGACGGGACCCGACGACGGCAGCCUCGGAGGGACGGACUCGCCAGGGGGAGCCCACGGGGGCCAACGUGGGGCUGCCUAACCAGAGCAGGAAAGAACAAGCCGACGAAUCAGGACGUGCCCCGUGGACGGUUACGAGGUGCGCCCGAUUGGACCCAACCGUUGGAGAAACGCGGGUGUCACAGCGCGGAGCCCCCCCCCCGGCUCCCCCAGCUCUCCCGUGGCCGUGGGAAGCGCCGCGUCGUUUCUCCAUCCCGUGGGCUGGGUGUCAGGCUGAGCUUGGGGCGAGGGGGGGCGGUUGGCAGCUCUGUGCCCCCAGGAUGCCCAGCACCGGGACAUGGGGAGGUUGGGGGGGGUGGAGCUCAGGGCUGUCGGCUCUUUCCAGCUGUGCCGUAAUCCCACCGCAGCUGGGCUCGGGCAGCAGGGCUGACCUCACCUGCUAUAGAAAAUAAACACAGCAAGUCUUUCGGGAAGGUUUGUGGAGGAGGAUGCGAAGGCUGCAGCUGGGUCAGGCUUUGGGGGCGAGAGAAGUGCAUUUCUACGCAUCUCAAGCUUCCUCUUCCUAUUACUUCAGAAAAACAAAAACAGA
Molecule: messenger RNA, 2819 nt
Organism: Numida meleagris (helmeted guineafowl)
Lineage: Eukaryota; Metazoa; Chordata; Aves; Galliformes; Numididae
Product: signaling lymphocytic activation molecule-like
Exons: 7
Coding region: 1009-2007 (332 amino acids)
Source: RefSeq, a predicted model, not a curated record